AUGAUAGUGCGUACACCAAGGGAUGUUUAGAAUUUGUAAUUUUCAAACAAUAAAGAAAAUAAGAACAAUAAUUAAACUAAUAAUCAAAUUGAAAAAACAAUAUAAGAAUGCAUAGACAGAUCAUCAUUACAAAUUGAUGUUUUAGAAUAAAUACGAGCAAGAUCAAAGGACAGAAAAAGUAGUCAGAAAACGACUGGCAGAACAACUAGAAGAUAUGAAGAGCAAAAUUAGAAUUAGUUGAUUUAAAAUCAAUUAACUAAACCUAUUAAACUCGAUUUUUAAUUAGAAGACUAAGAAAACAUAUUAGUAACACAUGAACAGAUAUAAGGGAAAUAAAGUGAAUUUUAACUUAGUUUAAAGGAUCUCGAUUAAAUGUUUGAGGAAACUAUUACAAAAAGCAGAUAAAUUACUUAAAAAUUUAAUUUUAUUAGAUGA
Paramecium tetraurelia is the source of this 435-nucleotide messenger RNA. RefSeq lists its product as uncharacterized. The transcript has a single exon. NCBI's taxonomy places the organism in Eukaryota, Ciliophora, Oligohymenophorea, Peniculida, Parameciidae. The record is from RefSeq and is a predicted model, not a curated record.